AUAUCAAAACAUUUCCAUCGUGCGCUACGCCUACUCAUUUGUCAUUGGAUCAAGGUUUGUGGGUGGCGCUGGUGUAUAAAAGUCACUUGCAUUGCUGUGGAUAUACCAUAACCAAAGAGUUUCUAGUGGCAGUCGUUUUUGUCUUCAUCAACUCAACAGCCUCCAAAGGUCUUGCCGAUCGGCUUAAACUUCUGAUUUCUGAUUCUGUGACGAACUAAGGAACUUGGCCAUCUGCAUUAAAACUUUUAGUCUCUUUACUUUUUUUCCAAUUUAUCUGCCUUCUUCAUAUUGCUCAAGAUAAUAUUUUUGUAGCCCUCCUUAACGUCGCUGGUGUAAUCAACACAAACUCUGAGAUGGAUAACUGGGGAGAAUCCAUGAACAUUUCAAAGAUGUCACAUGUGAUGUCAGCUGACUUCUUAACACACCAUCUAUCAGCGGUCUUGACAGCCGGACUCACCGCCAUCCUGCUCGUCCUCUUCGGUCUAACCCGUAUCAAGGACGUCUCGUCGAAGAAGCUCGUCCGACCACCAGGCCCAAGCGGCAUACCCCUCCUCGGCAACCUUCUCACCGUCGCUUUCUCCAAGCUUUACCAACACGAACUCGUCAAUCAAUGGAGCAAGAAGUACGGAGACGUCUUCUGGUUCAAGAUCUUCGGCACCGGUGUCGUCAUCAUCAACGACAUGGACGUCGUUCAGAAGACUUUCCAGAAUUCGGAGGUUUGUGACCGGGCUCCUUUCUUCGCCUUAGAUCAUGUCAUUGGUCGAGAAAACAAUGGAAUCGCCUUUGCCAAUGGUGGAUCGUGGAAGGAACAGAGGAAAUUCUUUGUUUCUGUCUUUCGCAAAGUGGACAUUGGUGUGUCCAGGUUAGAGGACAUUGUGAGUGAUCAGGUCAGGAACAUCGUCACACAGGUCAAGAACCUUAAAGGUGAGAAAUUUGAUCCAGCAAUCAUGGUCAAUAUGUCAAUUGCCAACAUCAUCACCCGGAUCAUCACCGGGGUCACUUACAAAUGGGAGGACAAGAAAUUCCAGCAUAUUGUGGCUUGCUCGGGAAAACUCUUCGACAUCAGCGGUCCAGCAGGACUCUUCAGCCUCAAUCCCGUCUUCGCUCGACUACCGCUUCCCGUAAACUACGAGAUUCGCCGCCUCAGCCUUUCAAUCGUGGACUUCAUUCAAGAAUCGAUCGAUGAACACAGGAAGCACUUCAAAUCUUACCCAGAUGCAAAGGCUAAAGAUUACAUCGGAGCAUAUCUGAAGGAGAUGGCCGGUGCCGAUGCGAAUACACUCAAAUCGUUUGACGAUUCAAACCUAGUGGUGAGCUGUUUCGAUGCUCUCCUUGCCGGAUGGGAGACAGUAGCAUCCACUCUCCGAUGGACUAUCUACCUCCUCUCCACGCACCCUGAAGCCCAAGAGCGCAUGCGACAAGAGAUUCUUGACCUGGUGGGCUCGGAGCGUUUCCCAACCAUCGCCGAUCGCCAGCAUCUCCCUCUAACCGAAGCGACCAUCGCCGAGUGCAUGCGAUUCAUUCCCGCCGUCCCCAUCCAUCUCCCUCAUGUGACGUCACAGGAUUGCAAGAUCGGAGGCUUCGACGUGCCCAAGGGAAGCGCCGUAGCAGCCAAUCUCCAUCACUUCGCCAAGAGCCCCACCCUUUGGGAGGAUCCCGAUGUCUUCAGACCAGAAAGAUUCAUUGAUGACGAAGGCAAAUUUAAGAGGGGCAUGGAACCAAUUCCUUUCGGCUAUGGUAAGAGGCAAUGUCCUGGGGAACAACUCGCCCGGAUGGAGAUGUUCAUUUUCACUACCUUCCUGGUCCAGAACUUCGAUCUAAGACUCCCAGCUGGAGCUAAGGCUGAUCUUCAAGGGGUUCUUGGUCUAACAUGGAGGCCCAAUCACUACUUCAUCGAGGGACGUCCUAUCAAUUCCAACGAAGAGUGAAAUAAGAGACUGUAAAUUUGGUGCGUAACAGCUCAUUGCUUGAGGAAGAUGGUUUUCUGGCCAUCAAUGGGGAUUUGUAUUUUUGUUCAUUAGCAUCAACAUCAGCUAAGCUCUUUGAACAAGACAGGAAUGAUGAACAGAAAAAUAUUCCGUCUAGUGACAAGAAUGCAGUACCCACUUUUUUAUCCAAAAAUAUUAUAUCUCGCAUUUCUCCGUGUUCAUGGACGUUCUUUUCUGGAAUGAAGAAAACCGUACCAAUUUAGACUCUUAACUUGACCAACCCAUAUUUACCACAGAGUACUUUUUGGUUUCGUAGAAGUUAGCAAAGUUAGACUCUUAACUUGACAAACCCGUAUUCACGACAGAGUACUUUUUGGUGUCAUAGAAGUUAGCAAAUCUAAUGAUACUGAGCACUAAGACAAGAAAGAGUGAUGAAAAUGGUUAAUCAUUCACAUUAAUAUUUCUAAAGCUUACGUCAGUGAUGACAUUAAAAAACAUAGUAUAUUGUUUACCGCUCAUAAUGUCAUGGUACAAUUAGUAAUGGGAAACUCAAGAAUUAUAUGGCUGAGAGUGAAAAUAACGGUUGGAAAAUACAUUUUGUUGACACUUAUUUGAUAUCAUUUCGUUUCCAUAGUGACGAAGGAGGCAAAAGAAACACGUUAUGCUGAUGUUUAAAAUAUAAAUACAUUCAUGUUGAAUGGAUGUUAAUUUUUGGUUGUUGUUUAAAGAACUUCUGUUUAUAUUCUUUCUGUAAAAUAUUGUAUAUAGUGUACAUUUGCUUGUAAAUGUAAUAUGGUUAAUGUGGUAUUAACAUUUCCAAUGCAAACAGACAACCUUUAAGUAUUACUUAAGUAAUAUUUACCAUGGACAGCGCGACAGGGGUGUCUCGACGCUAAAGGAGAAGAGGAAAGGGCAUAAAAAAAGUUAUAUCUGGGUCGUGUGACUCAAUUAAUAUAUUAUCCAUGUUAUUCAUUUGAGAAAAAAAUGUAACUUGAAUAUUGUUUUGACCCCCCCCCCCCAUCAAUACAUCUCGGUUCCACCCGUGGUGCUAACACAUUUGUAAAUAAACAAUGCGUAAUAUCAUUGUAAGGAUAACCUUUUACCUAUUCGAAAAUAAAACAACGAUUAUGCCGAUA
Molecule: messenger RNA, 3064 nt
Organism: Lytechinus pictus (painted urchin)
Lineage: Eukaryota; Metazoa; Echinodermata; Echinoidea; Temnopleuroida; Toxopneustidae
Product: cytochrome P450 2J4-like
Exons: 5
Coding region: 354-1928 (524 amino acids)
Biological process (GO): xenobiotic metabolic process
Cellular component (GO): intracellular membrane-bounded organelle; cytoplasm
Molecular function (GO): iron ion binding; heme binding; oxidoreductase activity, acting on paired donors, with incorporation or reduction of molecular oxygen, reduced flavin or flavoprotein as one donor, and incorporation of one atom of oxygen
Source: RefSeq, a predicted model, not a curated record